AUGCCCGAGGUCACGUCAGAUACUCGUCUAAACCUUGGAAUUAUUGGAGGACGACGAGAAUGGAAGAAGCUUGCGGGAAUCACUGCAGGAAGACAGCUCCAGUCAAGAGAGGUCGGAGAGCAGGAGACCCAACCCACUCUAUCGAGGAUCGUGAGAGAACUCCUAAUUCAACGGAACCCCAGGCGCUCCAUGAGGAAGAUGGCCAGGGAAAUGCACAUAUCAGGGGAAUCCAUGAGAACUAUUGUCAAAAAACACAUUCACCUGAAAUCUCUCAAACGCAUGCAUGCGCAGCUGCUGCCACCUCACACAAGGCAGUUGCGGCUUCAACGAAGCAAGGCCUUGCUGCAGCGGUUCACGUUUGAUGACGUGGACAAAAUCCUUUUUUCCGAUGAAAAAUUGUUCACCAUCCAGGCUACCUCCAAUCGACAAAAUGAUCGGAUCCUCGCGCCACGGAUCUCAGAUGUCUCGGAUGAAAUGCUAAUCAUGCCUCACUCACAACACCUCCAGGAGGAGAAGGUCCGGAACAACAUUGCUAGGAUCUUCAAGAUCUGGGCAGAAAGGCAUAUAUAUGACAAGGACUUCCUAGCUGUUCUCUUUGCAAUCUUGAAUGAUGCAAAGCCUGAGAAAAUUAGCCAUUCCCAUUCCCAUGAACUUGGGAAAAAAGUGAAAGACCAAGACCAAGACCAGGACAAGGAAAAAGAGAUGCAAAAACCUAUUCUGGAAAGUUUUGAACCUGAAAACCUUAUCUCUAAGAUUGCAUCAACACAUGCAGCUCACAAGGUGUCUGGUGAGAAGCAUCGCAAGAUGAAGAGCAUGUGCUUUAACAUGGCUGAAGUGGAGAAGUUUCAUCUCAAUAUCAAAGGAAAGAUCAAGGCUCAGGAGAAGAAACUAGAGGAGGUGAUGACUUCUUUGCCAGAAGGGAGUCCUGUGCCAUCCCCAGAUGUCAAUGCCCCAUCCCCUGGUCCUGAAGAUGACUUUGAUCUUGAGGAUGACAAGUCCUCUUCAUCGAAUCUUCCUCUUCCUCCUCCAUCCUCUUUGAAGACUUCUGACUCCAUCCCCUCCUUCUUUGGUGCAUAA
Molecule: messenger RNA, 1077 nt
Organism: Darwinula stevensoni
Lineage: Eukaryota; Metazoa; Arthropoda; Ostracoda; Podocopida; Darwinulidae
Source: the annotation of a GenBank genome assembly